GUUCUUCAGGAGCUCUCUGCAAACAUCAAGCAGCAGUAGCAAUUAAAUAUCAUCAAAGUUCUCUCAAUUGUUUGAUGGCUCUUUCAACUAAUGAUAAAGCUGAAUUAUUAUAUAUCGCAUGUA
Messenger RNA from Racocetra persica, 123 nucleotides. NCBI's taxonomy places the organism in Eukaryota, Fungi, Glomeromycota, Glomeromycetes, Diversisporales, Gigasporaceae. The record is from the annotation of a GenBank genome assembly.